CUCCAUCUUCCUCCUAGGUGUCGUGUUCAGAAGUUCUGUCCUGAAGCUUUGAACACCGAGGACUACCCAGCCAUCAGUGGCACCUAAAAAAAUACAACAGCAGCUUUUAACCUCCAACUUUUUCCCCCACCAAGUGGACUAUCUCUCCAUUGUAAAACCUAACCCCGCACACUCACGUGUAGCGCCCUGACAACGCUACGGUCGCAAAGAGGCGACAGACACAAACGUCACCAUGAACGUCACCUCCCUGUUCUCCUUCACCAGCCCGGCCGUCAAGCGCCUCCUCGGCUGGAAACAAGGAGACGAAGAGGAAAAAUGGGCGGAGAAAGCCGUGGACGCGCUGGUGAAGAAACUGAAGAAGAAGAAGGGAGCAAUGGAGGAGUUGGAGAGGGCUCUGAGCUGCCCGGGUCAGCCCAGUAACUGUGUCACCAUCCCUCGCUCCCUGGAUGGAAGACUCCAGGUGUCCCACAGGAAAGGCUUACCCCAUGUUAUCUACUGUAGGGUGUGGAGGUGGCCUGACCUGCAGUCUCAUCAUGAGCUCAAGGCUCUGGAGUGCUGUGAGUACCCGUUUGGCUCCAAGCAGAAGGAUGUCUGCAUCAACCCGUACCACUACAAGAGAGUGGAUAGUCCAGUGCUGCCCCCAGUGUUGGUCCCGCGGAAUAGCGAGUUCAAUGCCAAACACAGCAUGCUACCACGCUUCCGCAACCCUCUGCACCAGAACGAGCCCCACAUGCCCCAGAACGCCACCUUCCCAGAGUCCUUCUCCCAGGCGAACACCCUGAUGAACUUCCCCCAGACACAGACACACUCCCCUGGGGGUAACAGCUACCCCGGCUCCCCUGGUAGUGGCAGCAGUGCAACCUUCCCCCACUCCCCCACCAGCUCUGACCCAGGCAGCCCAUUUCAGAUGCCAGGUGAGCCGCCAGGUCAGAUGCCAGAGACCCCUCCUCCAGCCUACUUGCCCCCAGAGGAGCGGAUGACUCAGGACUGCCCCCAGCCCAUGGACACCAACCUGAUGGUCCCCGCGUUACCCCUGGAGAUCAGCAACAGGCCAGAUGUUCAACCGGUGGCCUACGAGGAACCUAAACACUGGUGCUCUAUAGUGUACUACGAGUUGAACAACCGGGUGGGCGAGGCGUUCCAGGCCAACUCUACUAGCGUCCUGGUCGACGGCUUCACCGACCCGUCCAACAACCGCAACCGUUUCUGCCUGGGCCUCCUCUCCAACGUCAACCGCAACUCAACCAUAGAGAACACCCGGCGACACAUUGGCAAAGGAGUCCACCUGUACUAUGUGGGUGGUGAAGUGUAUGCUGAAUGUCUGAGUGACAGCAGCAUCUUCGUCCAGAGUCGGAACUGUAACUACCACCAUGGCUUCCACCCCACCACUGUCUGUAAGAUCCCCAGCGGCUGCAGCCUCAAGAUCUUUAACAACCAGGAGUUUGCUGAGCUGCUGGCCCAGUCCGUCAACCACGGGUUUGAGGCUGUCUACGAGCUGACCAAGAUGUGCACCAUCCGCAUGAGCUUCGUCAAGGGCUGGGGUGCAGAGUACCACCGCCAGGACGUGACCAGCACCCCCUGCUGGAUUGAGAUUCACCUGCACGGUCCUCUGCAGUGGCUGGACAAGGUGCUAACCCAGAUGGGUUCCCCCCACAACCCCAUCUCCUCCGUGUCCUAGACGAAACUGUCCCCAGGCCCCAGGGCUGUCCAAACCCAGCAUUUAAGUUCCAGUGGAGGGGAGGAUGGGUGGGUUUCAGGGUGGGGGUAAAUUCUAAUUGAAAUCAGUCAAUUCAGGAAGUAAACUGGAAUUUUAAGAGAAUCUAAAUUAAAAUAGGAAAUUCAGUUUAUUUACUGUAUUGACUGAAUUGAAAUGGAAUUGACCCCAACCCUGGGGGGUUUGUACUUGAGGGAUUAUGUCUGAAAUUGGGCACAUUGCAGACUGGGAUGUGUGGGGGGGACGAGAUAGAAGCAUCUGGAAGAUACUUGAUCUUUGUGACCAACUGUAAUAAUUAUCAAUCAGACUCAAAUCAUUAUAAACUAAUCAUCCAUUCAGCAUUACGCAAAGUAUCCUCCUCAUAUGGGGCCCAUAUUCAGAAAGAGUCUGAACGAGGAUCAGUUUGGCCUUUUAGAUCAUAAUGAUGGAUUUAUAUGGACUGGUGGGACCUGAACCUAGAUCAGCACUCUAAUACGUGAAUAUGGGUCCCUGAUCUUGUUCCGGCAGUUUUUCCUCUUUCUUUUCCCUUCCCUUCCCCUGUUUUUUGGGUUAACAUUGGAAACCCAUACAGCCAGUUUCAUGUGUUGCUACACCGAUAAUAAAUGUGUACAGAAUUGGAAGGAUUGGAAGACAACCAAUAUGGAUGAAAAAAUGUAGAAAUAUUAUGUUUCUUAUGAACAUAUUUAGAACCUAUGAAGAUACUGAGGUCAGUAAAUACAAAUGUCUCCCCCAGAACCCUAAAAAUGUAAUUUUUUUAGGUUUUGGGAAAUAAAAAGAGUUGAAGAAAAAGACCCCUACAUAAAAUCCCUUUAGAUUAUUUACAAACCCUGUCAUGAGGAGAAAUCAGGAGAGGGCAUCAGUGGGAGCGGGGCGGGAGAGUGAGGUGGGCAUUGUGGGAUUGUGCUCACAGGACAUAAGAUUUAAAAAAUUAUACAUAAAUAAAUAUUUCUCUUCUUGUGUUACACCCAUGUUACAACUGAAUUAAACAAUUUUAAUCGUGUUUUAGGCAUACUCAACAUUAGAGCAAAGUGCUGUGCAGUCGGUUUUGCAAACGCAUAGUUUGGUUUAGUGUAGCAAAUCACCGGUUGGCUUGUUUAGGUAGUGACUGAAGAAUGCCACUAAACAGAGAGAGAGAUAGGCACAAGCGUAUGAUAGUUCAGUUUGACCCUAGCUGUGCAUGGUACAGCCAAAAAACAAAAAAAACAAUUGUAGAGUCACAUAGAGCCCCACAGUGGAGGUGUCAUAAUACCCAUAAAACCUAGUGGUCAAACAGGGAAAUGGUUCCAAUCAUUUUUCCUGUAGGGGAUUUUAGAAACACUUCCAAUAAGGGCUGUGUUUUGUGUAGUCUUACCCUGGCGUGACGUUUGAUAACCGUGUAAAUCUCUCUAGGACAAGGUGACUUUUAUCAGUAUAUUACGCUAUUUACUCUCAGAUUUGUAAAUGUUAAUUAUCCUCAAAGUAAACAUCAUGCAAAACUACAAAUCCCUUCAAGCUCCUGCACGUCAUCGCUAGCUGAUACCUUUGCUAUCAGGUAUUGUCAAUUUAGAACUUGCACAAGACACUUAACAGAAUUGUUCAUUUAAAGAAAUGUAACCAAUUUAUUCAUUACUGCAUUUAGCUAACAUUAGAUAGUUAAUCCAGAGUUUCUUACCUUUUCCUCGAUUCGGCAUGCUCAUCCAGAUCAUCAUGGCAUUUAUAGUCCUUUAUGAUAGCCACAUUAGCAGCCAAUUAGCGUUUCAUUUUUGGGGGCGAAUAUAUUACUAACAGUCACCUUGUCCUAGAGAGAUUUACACGGUUAUCAAAACGUCAAGCCAAGGUAAGCCUUCAUGAAACACAGCCCUCAUUUGAAAUGUUUCUUAAAUCCCCUAUGGGAAAAAUGAAUGGUGGAAAAACGAUUGGAACCAUUUCUCUGUUUGACCGCUAGGGUUUAUGGAUAUUAUGACACAUUGUGUGGUAAUCUAUUGAGGAUAUAUCUCUUCUGUUACAUUCUCUGAUGGCAUCAACUCAGCAAAACUUACAAAAAGACAGUUAAUAAAACAAUGGCAUCCUUCAGAACUUGUUGACUGAAAAAUAAAUAUUAGUUUCACUGGUGAGUGAGUUACUGAUGGCCCUAAUACAUGAUUUGAUCAUUUUAUAAAAAUGCAUACUGUUUUUUUCUUUCAAUUAUUUUAGGCUUAGAAAACUCCAUCUGCUAUUACAAGUUGUAUUGAUUUUUGUAUUUUCUUCAAUAUGUUUUCUUGUCGUUUCUUGUUAUCUGCACUUUCACGCAUUGUUGCCUCUUCUCUUUGUUUUUUUGUUUCGUUUUUUCUGUUUUUGCUGAGUAGUACUCCCAGAAAGCAGUUUUAUUCCAUGAAUAUCAAGUCUCUACUGGAAGAUUCAAUAAAUAAAGUUGUUUCAUUA
Messenger RNA from Salvelinus fontinalis (brook trout), 4114 nucleotides. It is a transcript of the gene smad1, whose product is annotated as SMAD family member 1. Lineage: Eukaryota; Metazoa; Chordata; Actinopteri; Salmoniformes; Salmonidae. The transcript is spliced from 6 exons. Gene Ontology annotation, molecular function: RNA polymerase II cis-regulatory region sequence-specific DNA binding; I-SMAD binding; DNA-binding transcription factor activity, RNA polymerase II-specific. Gene Ontology annotation, cellular component: heteromeric SMAD protein complex. The record is from RefSeq and is a predicted model, not a curated record. The coding region runs from base 233 to 1678 and encodes 481 amino acids. Gene Ontology annotation, biological process: transforming growth factor beta receptor signaling pathway; regulation of transcription by RNA polymerase II; cell differentiation.